Molecule: messenger RNA, 4260 nt
Organism: Cladophialophora yegresii CBS 114405
Lineage: Eukaryota; Fungi; Ascomycota; Eurotiomycetes; Chaetothyriales; Herpotrichiellaceae
Exons: 1
Coding region: 1-4260 (1419 amino acids)
Biological process (GO): mRNA splicing, via spliceosome
Cellular component (GO): catalytic step 2 spliceosome
Molecular function (GO): helicase activity; mRNA binding
Source: RefSeq, a predicted model, not a curated record
AUGGGGCUACAGCUGCGGCCGGCGUUGGCUCCGGUACCUGAUGUCCCUGCUAACACCAGCGACUAUCAGGACGGCAGCGUCAGUCCGUGGGAGGAGCUGGCUAGGAAGUACUGGGAGGGUAGAACCCAGGCGCCUACCAAGGUCAAACCCGACGUUAUCACCAACGAGUUAUGGCGACCUUUGGAGCAACAAGGCUUCUCACCAAAAUCCCUGGCUAUCUUGGAAAGUCACCAGGUGUUAGAGAGGUUUCUGUGGCCAACGUACUCCCCGGAUGCGCCUAACCAUCAUGUCAUACUCAUUGCCGUCUUCUUCAACCUCAAGCAACGCGCACGCCUACAGGACUGGUCGCUCUUCACCAACAGCCGCCCCGGUGACUUCUCGACCCUACUACGCCGAGUGCUGUCCCUCAACCUCGAUGCCUCGCUGGCGAUCCACUCCCGGCUGUCCUUGCUUAAUUUCGUCCUAGGAGCAUUUCAAUCAUUGGAUAAUGAGCAUGUCCGAAAGGAGUGCGCUCCGCUUGUGUCAAUCGCGACUUGGCACAAUCUGCAUGACGAGCAGGCAAAAGAGAGGCUCUUUGAGACAAGUCCGGCGAGAAGAAAAGCGUGGAGAGCAGCUGCCCGGAGAUUUGAUGCGGCAGACCCAGACACUCAAAGUCGCUUGCGAUUCGAUCGGGCAUGGCUGUUUACAAUGGUUAUUGACUUUAUCGGAAGACUGAAUGUAUCAAACUUGACUCAUUCUCAAGAGAUGGCCUACUGUGAGCGCUUCCUUGAAUUUCUCAUUGACCUCAUCAGUCAACUGCCCACCAGACGCUACACCAAUCCUCUAUUCCAGGACCUCAAUUUGCUGCCGAUCAUACGGACGGCGAAACUUUAUGAAAAGGAGGACGCCAUAUUGUUACGCGACCUCGCCGAUCUAUUUGAGCACUUCCAGACUUUCGCCGUUGACGACAUGGGUGCCACUCAAGCAACUGACGAUGUUCGUAAGAACUAUUAUCAUGCCCUGGAACGUUUACAGCACAUUUCUCUGCAGCAUUUCGAGCACAAGCUCAAAGUCCUCGCUUUAUCCAACUUCGGCUCCAUCAGCAAGCGCGCUGACUUGCAGUCUCACUUUUCAGAGUUGACGAACGACGAACUCCAGCAAUUAUGCCAACAUCUCGGCUUCCGCACCACGUAUCCCGCGGCUGCUGCGUUAACCGCCAACCGUGCGAUCCUGAUGGAAACCCUCCUUUCAUCUUUCUCCAAGCAACGGGAUUUCCGGGAGAUUGUAAACCAAUUAUCGGUUUUGCCCAAAGCUGACUCACUGUACGACCCAGCACUCUUACGAAAUGAGCAAUAUGACGGCUCGAAACCACUUGGCAUUCCGAAACUCAACCUGCAAUAUCUCACCCUCGGCGAUUUCAUGUGGCGCUCUUUCCAGUUGUACCAAGCGGAAGCUUUUUACGGUGUUAGAAAGGACAUGGAAAGCAUCGUGAAGCGCAUGAAGCCCAAAGCUGGGAGGGACAGGAGUACAAUGUUUGAAGGCUUCUCGAAGAUGGCGCUACCGAUUUCCGAGCCUGCGAUCACUGAAGUUGGACCCCCAAAAGUCGGUCAUCUCAAGCCUAGCUUUGUGCGAGCGGAAGUGAUUCUAGAUGUUAGCCGCUUGUCGGACAGCAUCCGGAGGGAAUGGGACAAUCUCAGGCCUCAUGAUGUUGUGUUUUUGCUAGCUGUCAAAGCGAACGACAAUGCUCAACCCUUCAUGAACGGCCAUGCUUCUGGGGAAGGGGAGGAACGUAGACUGUUUACUAAUCUCAGAGCAGCUGAAGUCGUCCAAGUUUUGGAUGACAAUGGUCGAGCUUUGAGGGACACCCAGAGCAAUGGCUAUUCGAGGCCGAGGCAGCGACGACUCCUACUCGACCUUGACGCAACAUCGUACGCAGCGGACAAGCUGAAGUCCACGCGUGGCACAUCAGACGUUGCAUCUCUCAAUGUUAUCGCCCGCAGGCAAGGUCGGGAAAAUAAUUUCAAGGCUGUGUUGGAGACCAUUCAGAGCUUGGUGUCAUCCCAGACGUUGCUUCCUUCUUGGCUGCAGGACGUCUACCUAGGCUAUGGUGAUCCGAAGAGUGCCACUUACCCUUUCAUUCCGGACCACAUCGAGUCUGUGGAUUAUCUGGAUACAUUCCUAGAUUGGCAGCAUCUAACAGACAGCUUUGCCGGGAGGACCGUUGAGGCAGCCUCAGAGCAGCCAGUGCCGUUCAGCCCACCCUAUGUCCUCGAGACUACGGUUCAGCCGGCCGCGCAGCUUCCAACUAACCCGAAAAAGCGACGACGAGACCAGAUGGAACAAGACUCCUCAACGGUCAAGGUAUCAACCUACAAGCCACGCAAUACUGGCCCUUAUCCGGUGGAUGUACCCAAGAAGAACGCGGUACGCUUCACUCCACGGCAGGUGGAAGCUGUUGUCUCUGGGACGCAGCCAGGCCUCACCAUCAUUGUUGGCCCACCCGGUACCGGAAAGACCGACGUUGCUACACAGACGAUAAAUCUGCUGUACCACAACUUCCCAUCAGAGCGCAUCUUGCUCGUUGCCCACAGUAAUCAGGCGCUCAACCAACUUUUCCAGAAGAUUAUUGCCCUCGACAUCGAUCCCCGUCACCUCCUACGGCUGGGCCAUGGCGAAGAGGAACUAGACACCGAGGGUUCGUACAGCAAAUAUGGCCGAGUCGAAUCGUUCUUAGAAAAUCGUCAAGUAUAUCUGUCGGAGGUCAGCCGCCUCGCGGCUUCUCUUGGCGUCGAAGGUGCUCACGGCGCUUCUUGUGAGACGGCUGAUUAUUUCAAUCAAGUCUUUAUCAAACCUGCAUGGCAACGAUUCUGGGACGCAGCAAAUGCGGAGAACGCCACCGCGGAAGCUGUGGUCACCGUAUUCCCGUUCUCCAAGUACUUCAACAAUGCUCCCGUUCCAACGCUGUUCUCAGGAGACGCCACGCUGGAGGAGAUAAAGGAGAUCGCCUCUGGUUGCCAAUAUCAUAUCGACAAAAUCUUUGCCGAGCUCGAGUCGAUUCGACCUUUCGAGAUCCUGCGUAGCAGUCGAGAUCAGGCAAACCACCUGCUCGUCUCAGAAGCGCGGAUUAUUGCAAUGACAUCAACGCACGCCGCAAUGAGAAGAUCAGAGAUCGCAGAACUAGGCUUUCACUACGAUACACUUAUCAUGGAGGAAGCGGCUCAGAUCACCGAAAUCGAGUCCUUCAUUCCUUGUGCCAUGCAAAUGCCCGACGUCAAGACCAGCGAGCUGCCUCUGAAAAGAAUUGUUCUCGUGGGCGACCACCUUCAAAACUCGCCGGUCGUACAAGACCUCGCCUUACGUCAGUACGCCCACUUCGAUCAAUCCCUGUUCCUUCGCCUAGUUCGACUGGGCGUCCCAACCGUGCACCUCGAUCAACAGGGCCGGUGUCGCCCUUCCAUCGCCCAGCUCUUCUCGUGGCGGUACAACAAUCUCGGCAACCUGCCUCAUUUGCUUUCGCGGCCUGAGUUCGCACGCGCCAAUGCCGGCUUGAAGUACGACUAUCAAUUCAUCGAUGUGCCCGUUUACCAGGGCACUGGAGAACGAGAACCGAGUCCGCAUUUCAUCCAGAACCUCGGCGAGGCAGAAUACGCAGUAGCGCUGUACCAGUACAUGCGCCUGCUAGGGUAUCCUGCACGGAGUAUCUCCAUUCUAGCCACCUACGCGGGCCAAAGGGCGCUCAUUCGAGAUGUCUUGGAGCAUCGCUGCAAGAAUAACUCUCUCUUUGGGAUGCCUCGGAUUGUGACCACUGUGGACAAAUAUCAAGGCGAGCAGAAUGAUUACGUUAUCGUCUCGAUGACGAGGUCAAAGUCCGUGGGUUAUCUGAGGGAUGCAAGAAGAAUCACAGUCGCGUUGUCUCGAGCACGACUGGGACUGUACAUCCUCGGCCGGAGGGACUUGUUCGCCAGUUGUUUUGAGAUGAAGCCCGCCAUGGAUCUGUUCAUGCAACGCCCGAGUAAGUUGAGCCUUGUGACUGGGGAGAUGUUUCCGACACCGCGGCUCCUAGAUGAGGAGGUAGAGGAAGGCAAGGUCGCGGAGAUGGACGGCGUGGAGCAUCUAGGACAGUAUGUCUACGAGAUGACCCAAGCCAAGGUUAAAUCCAUGGGUGGACGGGUUAAUGUCCUAAUAGCAGAGGCUGAAGCAAACGGUGGUGCGGAUAUGAAUGACGAGGGAGAACAGCUGAGUGAUGGUGUCGAGGAGGACCCGUUACAUGAGGCUCUGUAA